This is a messenger RNA of Exophiala mesophila, 1470 nucleotides long. RefSeq lists its product as uncharacterized. The record is from RefSeq and is a predicted model, not a curated record. Lineage: Eukaryota; Fungi; Ascomycota; Eurotiomycetes; Chaetothyriales; Herpotrichiellaceae. The transcript has 2 exons. Gene Ontology annotation, molecular function: peptidase activity. Bases 322 to 1248 code for a protein of 308 amino acids. Gene Ontology annotation, biological process: proteolysis.
ACUCUAAGCACCAGCGGCACCUCAAGCAACUUCUGGUUGGACCCGAGUGCGAGAUGGCCUUGCAACCGCAAUCAUGAGAAGCUACCCGUACAGCGUCUCUUCCCGUCUCACCAAAACCUAGAGUCAAGCAUGAUUGAAUAGCCUGACUGAGUUUGUGGUCAAAUUGAGCCCAUCCUCCCCCAGACCUUCUAGAACCGACCCAUGAUCCCAUCAGUCUUUUCGGGGAUAAAAUUGGCACAGACUCUGGUCGUCGAAUUGGUAACACUGGGCGGAAAUCUCUUGAGCAGUCCCCUUUAGCAUCGUAUUGCCAAAUAAGCACAAAUGACGGCACUCAAGUUUGAGACUGGGACCGUCCCCUUCAACCAUCCUUCUUUGCCCUCUCCAUGCAAGACCUGGUACAAGAUUGCCGGCGAUCUAUUCUCUUCGGCUAGUGGAAGGCCCUUGGUUGUCCUUCAUGGCGGCCCAGGCAUGGCUCAUAACUACCUGCUCUCGUUAACCGGACUCGCCAGCAAACACGGCAUCCCCGUCAUCUUCUACGAUCAGAUUGGGGGAGGACUCUCGACCCACUACCGUGAAAAACGCCUGGACACUGACUUCUGGACUUCAAAUCUCUUCAUCGCUGAGCUCGACAACCUGCUCCUCCACCUCGGCAUUGCCUCCGACUUUGAUCUCCUUGGUCAGUCUUGGGGUGGCAUGCUUGCUGCCAUGUUUGCCAUCCGUGGCCAUCCCGGCCUGAAUCGCCUAAUUCUUUCCAAUUCCCCUGCCAGCAUGCCUCUCAUGGUCCAAUCAUGUAAUCAGUGGCGCUCCCAGCUUCCUCACGAUAUCAAAGAUGCCCUGUCAAGGCAUGAAGCCGAUCAGUCAUAUGAUGACCCGGAGUAUGUCAGCGCCGUGGAGUACUUCUACACCCUCCAUCUAUGUCGGGUAUUGCCCUUUCCCAAGGACCUGACAGAUACCUUGGCAUAUGUCGAGGAGGAUGACACCGUCUACAGAACUAUGAACGGACCUAGUGAAUUCACCGUUAUUGGUUCGUUGAAGCAUUGGACGAUCGUCGACCAGAUCCACAAGAUCAAGAACGAGACAUUGCUGCUCAAUGCUGAAUUCGACGAGGUAAAUGACAGUUGUAUCGACCCUUUUUUCUCAGAGAUCGACAAAGUCAAGUGGUACAAGUUUGCCAAUGCCAGCCAUUGCACCAUGCUCGAGAUCCCGCAUGAAUACAAUCGAGUAGUGGCUGAAUUCCUCUUGAGGUGAUCCAUAUCUGCCUACCUAGAAGUAAAAGAGUGGCCAAGGGUCCAUGACCGAUGGAACUCGGAGGUGAACGGCUUCGUGCGAGGUUCUGAUGCCACUGCCUCCCCACCAUCUUAUCAGACUGAUAGUGUAGAGCGAUUUCGGUCAAUGCGAGAGAUAUAUACACCUAUGUAUUACUAUCAUGUCUCUCUGAUAAAGUUUUCAAUUCCAUGUCACUGAAGCGCA